Messenger RNA from Dracunculus medinensis (Guinea worm), 327 nucleotides. NCBI's taxonomy places the organism in Eukaryota, Metazoa, Nematoda, Chromadorea, Rhabditida, Dracunculidae. The record is from the annotation of a GenBank genome assembly.
AUGUCUGAAGAGGAUUAUUAUUACUCAGAAAAAUAUGAAGAUGACAAAUAUGAAUAUAGGCAUGUAAUAAUUGCCAAAGAUUUGGUCAAAGAUGUGCCAAAGGAUAAACUAAUGACAGAAAGGGAAUGGCGUGCUCUUGGUAUACGACAAAGUAAAGGUUGGGAACAUUAUAUGGUGCAUCCAGCCGAACGACAUGCAAGAUCAUUGAUUGUUACGAUCUUCAAACUUCGAAUUCCACUUCAAAAUCCGAGGGAGUUGAAUUUCGCAUUUGAGAUUUGCGGUUUAUCAAUCAAUUGUCUUAUCAUAUUACAACAUCGUUUGAUUUAA